Plectropomus leopardus (leopard coralgrouper) is the source of this 5094-nucleotide messenger RNA. RefSeq names its product FHF complex subunit HOOK interacting protein 1B (gene fhip1b). Gene Ontology annotation, biological process: endosome organization; endosome to lysosome transport; early endosome to late endosome transport. The record is from RefSeq and is a predicted model, not a curated record. Lineage: Eukaryota; Metazoa; Chordata; Actinopteri; Perciformes; Serranidae. Gene Ontology annotation, cellular component: FHF complex.
UCCUCCUCCCUCCUCCUCCUCCCUCCCACAUCUUUUCCUUUUCUUCCCUCUUUAUUUCUUUUUGCCUGCUGUUGCUCUUAUACUCUGACCUAUUUUUACUGGAACUCCCUCUCUCGUCUUUGAGUUCUUGUGACCUUUGACCUGCCUCUCACUGAGUCCAGUAUGAGCUGGCUGAGCAGGUUGAACCCACGGGGUCCUGGGAGUCGGUCCGGCCGGAGUGCAACCCCCUCCAGCCCCUGCACGGCUGACCCAGAGACCUGCCUCAUGGUGUUUGAGAACCACUGGAGACAGGUCUCUUGGGUGUUAGAGCAGCACGAGCCUUCGUCCUCCAGUGACGACCUGACGGCAGUGAGGAAUCACACCGACCAGAUGUUAUGUCUGCUGGCAGAGGAGCGGCCUGCUGAGAGCCCAGAGGGCGGCGCCGGUGUGACACCCAUGGGCCCCAUACUGGAGCUAGUGGUCACAGAGAAUAUUCUGGAGUGCCUGGUUCAGUGGCACCUCCGCCGCGGCUUGGACCCGGACAGCCAGGGGGCAUUGCUCAAGCUGUUUGAGAUGCUCAUUGGCCAAUCCCAGCAGCCUCUGCUGCAGCACACAGCCGUCCUCCACCCCCUGCUGAGGCUGCUGGGAGCCUGCGCUGACCCAGAACUCGGUUGUCCUUCAGCUCUGGAGAACAGCCUGGUACUUCUGCUCAACCAGGUCUGUGUGUCUAUGGCCCGGCAGCCUGUGGUUCUCGAGAUGUUGUUCCGUGCGGCGCCGGCUCAGCAGGGCUCCACCAAUCUGCUCAUCUUCUCCCUCCUCGUGCCGUUCAUCCACCGGGACGGAGCCAUCGGACAGCAGGCUCGAGACGCGCUGCUGCUGGUUAUGGCGGCGUCGGCGAGUCACGAGGCCGUCGCACGUUACAUCGCAGAGAACUCCUACUUCUGCCCGGUGUUGGCGACGGGCCUCAGCGCUCUCUACUCCUCGCUGCCCAGGAAGAUUGAGGUCCGGGGUGACGACUGGCACGCGCUGCGGCGGGAGGACUGGAUGGGCGUGUCAUCACUCGUGCUGUUCAUGAACUCGCUGGAGUUCUGCAACGCUGUGGUGCAGGUCGCUCAUCCCCUGGUCCGCUCGCAGCUCCUGGACUACCUCCAUAACGGCUUCCUCGUACCCGUCAUGGGCCCGGCACUGCAUAAGUCGUCGGUGGACGAGAUGAUAGCCAGCACCGCCUACCUGGACCUUUUCCUGCGCAGCGUGUCGGAGACAUCCCUCCUCAAAACCUUCCUGCGCUUCAUCCUGCUCCAUCGCCACGACAACGACACCAUCCUGGACACGCUGCUCACACGCAUCAGCAGCAAUUCAAGGCUCUGCAUGGUAUCGUUGAGUCUCUUCAGGACUCUUCUGUCUCUGAACUGUGAAGACGUCAUGCUGCAGCUCGUUCUCAGGUAUUUACUGCCCUGUACCCAUGUAAUGCUGAGUCAGCGUCGUGCUAUCAGGGAGACCGACCUGUACGGGAAGUCGGCGGACAAGUUCCUGUCUCUGAUCCCAGAGUGCUGCCGGCUGAAUGCGGCGUCCUCUGCUGAGCGGGACGACGACAGUGCAUUCUGGGGCAAAGUCCUGAACAGUCCCAGCCCAGAGUCUCCAGCCCCACCCAGACCCAGCACCCCGUCCCGCUUAUCCUUCUUCAUCCGCCAACAGAGCAGCGGAGGUGGAUCAGGAGGAGGGGGCCCCUCCACCCCGACCGGCAUGGAGUCGCUGCAGUCAGGUCCUUCUGGCUCCCACCCGCUGUCCCCUGACAGCCCGAUGCACCAGCAGCAGACUAGCACAGAGUGUCUGGACUGGGAUUCGGGUUACCUGGAGUACCUCAAAGACGCCCGGCGGGGCAUCGAGCUUUGCUCCUGGGCUUGCCGUGACUGGUCAGCGCCCUACGAUGGAGAAAACCCCUCACCGAAUGCUGCUCCUCCACCCCCACCUCCCCCGACCUCCAACCCCUCCAUUACGAUGUUCCCUGAGCACUUCUCCUUCCAGCAGGGGGGCAGCAGUAACACCCCUCCAGGCCAGCAGAGGGCGGCCAUCGUGGCUGCAGCGCGGUCUGAGUGGAGCAGUUCAGAGCGGGACAGCGGAGAGUGGGACGUUACAAUCGGCAAAAACAACUGCAUCAGCCUCACACCACGCUCCAAGAAACGCAGCCUGCAGAGAGAGGAGCUCCUGCCAAAGCCUGUACCUCAUCUCGUCCCUUCCUCCUCUUCUUCCUCAGCCACCCCUUUAUCGACUUCCCACCCAGCUUCGUCCCCGGCUCCUCACAAUCCGGCCUCCGCCAUCACUGUUAACUACCAGGCCAUGUAUAACGGAACCAUGGGGCAGGGAGACGGGUGCUCAGACAAUCGAGACAGAGGACUGGAGGUAAAGAAAGUAAAGAGAGACUUGGGGGAGCAGCAGUAUUUGGACGAAAACGCGAAUCAAAACGGAUCCCUCGUCACCUGCCCCUCCCAAAGCUGCACCGCCCUCCCACAGUCCAUUUUUAGCAACAGUGAAAUGAAUGAUGCAAAAUCUCUUUGCUCUAAUCAGAUGUCCUCUCAGAGUCCCGUCACGCAGCCGACGUCUGACACCAAACUGCUGACCAGCGACACCUCGAACCCACACAGUGCGUCUUCAGAUCUUCCAGAAGCCAAUCAACAAUCUGUAGAGAGUCUCAUCCAGGAGCUGCUGGAGCAGGCGCCAGGAGAGCCGCAGCUCCCCACAGACUCCAACGGUCAGGGCAUCAGCAUCGAGGCCUUCACGCAGGAGCUGAGGGAACUGGAGGAUCGGGUGAAGGAGCGCAGCAGAGCGGCCUGCCAGCUGGAGGAAACUGCCAGAGAGGCGCUGUUGUCUGAGCGGCAGGAGGAGGAGCAGCAGCUGGAGGCGAAGCUGACAGGUGACACGAAGGGAGACGGGCCUGUGGUCGGCCUCUGCAGUCCUGCAAGACCACUGAAUCAGCCUUCCUCUCAGCCGUACACAGGUCCGUUCAUGGUGGUUCUGUUUACCAAGUUGGAGAACAUGCUCCAAAACUCGCUGUACGUCAACAUCCUGCUCACAGGCAUCGUGGCCCAGCUGGCCUGCUAUCCUCAGCCGCUCCUACGCUCCUUCCUGCUCAACACCAACAUGGUCUUCCAGCCGAGCGUCAAGUCACUGAUCCAGGUUCUAGGUUCUGUGAAGAACCGUAUCGAGGCGUUUGCCGCCUCUCAUGAAGAUUUCCCUGCCAUGCUGAGGAAAGCUCAGCAGUACCUGGUGGCCCGAGGCAAAGUAGACUGGUCUGACUCACCUGCAGCAGUUCCUACCCUGCGGCGCUCCGAUUCAUUAGUGAAGAGUCGGAAGCCAUCUCUAGGAGACCUGAUCCUUCGACACACCAACAGCCCGACCCGGGCUCGACACGCUGCUCAGCUGGCUCUUGCACAUGUACGAGAUGGCGGCCAAUCACUGCACAGCGCUCUGUUCAGGGGCGGAGGAGGCGGAGGGGCCUCUGGCCUGGAAAAGCAAGCGGAGGCGCUGCGAGUGAAGAACGCCGUCUACUGUGCCGUUAUCUUCUGUGAGUUCCUCAAAGAGCUGGCUGCGCUGGCUCAAGAGCACGCCGUCAAUCUGCCUUUUCCUCACAGCCAGGAGGCAGAGGAAUAGAUGUUGAACUCCUCAAAUCCAGCUCUUAGCCUCCGUUUCUUUUUGAUUAGGCUGUAAAACGAGUUAUAUAGGAUUCUCCCAUCACCAGAGGACAGACUGGAGCACUGAGACUUUUCUGUCACUGAAGUGGGUCGUCUGCAAUGACACAGACAAAAAGCGUGAUGAAAACAGUGUCAUUUUUGUACCAAAAUCAUUAUAGGAUACCUAUAGGACUGGAAGCAUUUUCCUCACCUGUAAACUUAUAUGAUAUUGUGCAUAUCAUGUAUUAUAUUUACAUUCUAUACACAGAAAAUCUCAGUAAACGCUUGAGAUUUAGGAGCUUGUACAUACACGUACCAUGUCAUGGUAUAAAGUGACACAGUAAAGCCACAGAUAAAAGAAAUAGGUGCACAUGUUGGUGCUAGUCUCUUUAAAUUUUAAGUUGAAAGGGUGCUUUCAGGCGGCACAGAGGAGAGGAAGGUUUUGUCCCCAACAAAAUAAUAAUGGCCGAGAUUCAUUGGACACGGGUGCGGCGCGACACGUCUGCUGUAACAGAGCGCGUCUAUUAGAAUCAACUGAAGCUGCUACACUGACAACCCCCUGCUCAUCUUUAUUUUUAUGUGGCUUGUUUAUUUUUUUCUUCAUGCAGCCCUUAAACAGGUAAAAACUACGUGGAUAUGAGUAAAUAUAAAAACGAAUACAAUCUGUUUAAAAAUUAAAGAAAUUAAUAUCUCAUCGUAACAGAGGAACAUCCACAAGCAACCUCGUAGAUGUUUUUAAAUUUCACAUUAAACCCCCCUUCAACAGAGAUCGAUCUACAGGGCCGCUACGAUGUCACUUCUUUAUGCCGCCUUUGCGUUUUUACACAAAACCAAAAAACAGCAGCAUUGUGUUGCUCCAGUGUGGGAUUUUAGACAGCAUGCUGACAUUGCAGAAACAAAAGAGGCGUGGCGGUUGUGACAUUUAACACAACAGUGUCAGCCUCUCUUGUGCCAUAUAACAUACACAUCUGCAGGGCUUCCUGAACAAUAACAAUGGCAUAACAUGGCAACAACAUCCAUUUACCAGAACUGUCAUCUGCUAGUUUAUGCUGAUCUCAUCCUCUGCUCAUAGGGCAAGGAGCUCCUGGCCCUCAUUGUCUUCCCAAGUCGUGGACAUUUUGGGCUGUUGUUCUCCUUGUUUUAAUUAGCUGCUAACUACUUCUAGCUGCUUUUUAAAUCCCCUCUGGCGGGUCGCACACCAAACACCUCAUCAAAACAUCACAACCGUCCUUCUGGCUCUUUUUUUACACAGAUUUGGCGUUACUACCUCUGCUGCUGGCUUAAAGGUGGGACAACUGUCUCCCCAUUCUACAAUCUUACCUCUUAUACAGAGUGUGAGGCGGCAUAAUGGCGCAAUAUUCUCGCCUUAAAAGGGCAGUCUAAAAGGGGCUUAACAUAAAUCAAAUCAAUGAUCCUCUAGUUAAAACAAUCCAUGUAAUGUAAUACC